Chanos chanos (milkfish) is the source of this 1083-nucleotide messenger RNA. It is a transcript of the gene cntfr, whose product is annotated as ciliary neurotrophic factor receptor. Gene Ontology annotation, biological process: positive regulation of cell population proliferation; cytokine-mediated signaling pathway. The coding region runs from base 1 to 1083 and encodes 360 amino acids. The transcript is spliced from 7 exons. The record is from RefSeq and is a predicted model, not a curated record. Lineage: Eukaryota; Metazoa; Chordata; Actinopteri; Gonorynchiformes; Chanidae. Gene Ontology annotation, molecular function: interleukin-11 receptor activity; interleukin-11 binding. Gene Ontology annotation, cellular component: external side of plasma membrane; membrane; signaling receptor complex.
AUGGCAAACAUAGUGACAUCAGUGUGCUGUGUGGUGCUAGCAGCUGUGGUGGUGGUGUAUGCACAAAGGCGCAGUCAACAAGGUGCCAGGAUCCAGUAUGAGCGGAUAGGCAGUGACGUUACCAUGCAGUGCGGCUCUUUGGACACCAAUGCGUCAGUGACAUGGAAGGUAAAUGGAACGGAUGUGAAGGCGCGCCGGCGGGAGGAGGGGUCUCGACUAGUUCUCAUGGAUGUCAACAUGAGCAGCAACGGCCUGUACAGUUGCUUCCAGAACCCCGACGGAGAACGACGUGACCAGAUCAAUUUGCGAGUGGGCUUGCCUCCGAGGGAACCACAGGUGACAUGUCGAUCAAACACAUACCCGAAGGGCUUCUACUGCAGCUGGCAUCUCCAGCAUUCCACGUAUAUUCCCACGGACUUCGAAGUCAAUGUCCAACACAACCAGAGGUCUUUGGAGGUGAGGAGAGAUGAAGUCCAUAAGAACAGGUGUCAUGUCAAGUUCCCUGAGCUCUUCUCCAGCUUCCCUUACCGGGUCAAUGUGACGGCAGUGAAUGCCUUGGGCAGAAAGUCCAACACAAUCACCUUUGAGGAGUUUUCCAUAGUGAAACCUGACCCUCCUGAGAAGGUGGUGGCCAAGCCCAUUCCUAACAACGUGCGGAGACUGGAGGUGACCUGGAGCAGCCCCUCUACAUGGCCUGAUGUGGAGAACUUCCCCCUCAAGUAUUUCUUGCGCUACAGGCCGCUCAUCCGAGAUCAGUGGCAACACGUGGAGCUGUCAGACAGCACCUCACACACCAUCACGGACGCCUAUGUCGGGAAGGAAUACAUCAUCCAGCUGGCUGCCAAGGACAUGGAGAUUGGCACCUGGAGUGACUGGAGCGUGGCUGUUCACGCCACCCCCUGGACGGAGGAGCCUAAACCCAUCACCUCCACCACCGAGGUAGAGGUUCUAACAGAUAUCACCCCAUCCCCUGCCCCACCUUCAGCCAAGCCCAGAGUGGGUGUGGCUGCUGGAGGUUGCUCCACUCUGCUCUGGUCGUCCCACCUGCUUUUGGCCUGCAUUCUGCUGUCCAUCAUGUGGUAG